Molecule: messenger RNA, 722 nt
Organism: Momordica charantia (bitter melon)
Lineage: Eukaryota; Viridiplantae; Streptophyta; Magnoliopsida; Cucurbitales; Cucurbitaceae
Product: ATP-dependent helicase/nuclease subunit
Source: RefSeq, a predicted model, not a curated record
GGUCGUCGGACCAUGUCCAGUCCAUAUCCAUUUCUAUAACCAGUCCAUGGCCGCCAGCAUCUUCGGCGCAUUCCUUCUCCCCAAAAGCUGCUCAAUUUCUACAGAAAAUCCGAGAAGGAAAGGAGCUGAGAGAUCGGGAAAAUGGUAGGCAAUUAUCGUAAAUGGGCUUAUGUCAGGAUCAUCACCGGCACCAUCGUCGGCGGCGUUCUCGGCUUCUACGUAAUGCACCGCGUUGAAGUUGGCUAUAAGGAGAAGGUGAAAGAGAGGUUAAGACAAUAUGAAGAAGAACUGAAGAAGAAGGAGCAGAUGAAAGAACUUGAAGAUUCGCUAUAGUAGUGUGAGUGUCUGUACAAUUUUUCCUAUCUGCCCCGGGGGCUGGAUCCCCUGAUUACAACACACAGCCAUAAAUGAAGGUCGAGGGUGGUUUUGUGCGUCAGCUUUAGAAAUUGACCUCAUAAGAACACUCUAAUUAUAACUUGUUGCCUGGUUCAAGCGUUUCCCUAACAAGAUGAAUUAGGGCACUGGCGUUUAGAAGUGGGUUUGGCAAUAAGAUAGUGUAGGCCGAAUAGAGAAGAAUUAGGUUGCAAAAUUUGUUUCUCAUUUCUGAAUUUUUCAUUGAUUAACGGCCUGAGAUUUUGUUGCAUUACUGAUUCAUGAUUCAUUUCUUUGGACUGCAAUGUAAAUUUAAGAUGAUUCAUGUCAAGCCUACUGUCUUUUGUGCC